UACAUUAGCGUGAAGUGAUAAUACAGUGAACCGAUGCUCCCCAACAGCCAUUGUUGAUCGAAUUGUUGAUUAACAAUUUGUUGGUCGAAGUCCCGAGCGAACGGGUUGUUGCACAGUGGUUGGCACACUCGAUGUGCGGUGCUGGCAAGCGAUCUGCGUGGAGUAGUGCCAGCAGCGUGAAACAACAGCAUCAAGCAACAGCGGCAACGAGGAGAUGAUGCUCCGAAGCUGCACGGCACGCCGGCAUCUAAUCGUAUGCAUGGCGACGGUGUUUUCGCUAAUGUUUACAAAAUGUUACGCCAGUCAAGCACUCGAAUUCACGGUGGAACCCUCCGACGUGACGGUUCCGGAGGGAAACUCGGUCCUGCUGCAGUGCGCGGGACGCGCGGAUCUAAAGGUGCUGCAGGAUGGUAAGGUAAUGCCGAAUAUACGGUGGCGAGGACCGGACGGGCAAGACAUUGGCAUCGUCGGCGAUACGUUCCGGUCGUACCUAUCCAAUGGUUCGCUGUACAUCAGCUCGGUCGAGAGCAACCGAGGGUUGACCGGGUUCUAUCACUGUCUGCUCAGCGUGGACGGUAUCGGAACGAUCGUCAGCAGAUCGGCACGGAUUUCCAUCGCAGAUCUACCUGACAUUGAUCAGGAAUCGCACGAAAUCUACCUUUACGCGGGCCAGACGGCAUACUUCAAGUGCAUGUCCAGCCUGCUUCCGUUCACACUCGAGUCACGCUAUCACACCGAGUGGUUGAAGGAUGAUGUGCCCCUUCGUCUUGAUCUCACCCGAAUGCUCCUGCUACCAUCCGGGGCGCUCGAAAUCGACGAGGUCGUCGCGUCCGAUCGGGGCACCUACCAGUGCAACGUGACCGCCGGCACGUUCUCCCGGCUCAGCAGCAAAUCGAACCUGAACAUCAAAUCCACCGCAGGCCAGCCGCAAAGCUUCGCCCCACCGGCGUUCGUCAUCGUCCCGCAGCCGCAAACGGUACGCGAGGGGGACACGGUCAUACUGGACUGCGCGGCCAACGGUAAUCCGAAGCCGACGAUCCGGUGGCUGCGCAACGGUGAGGACAUCGACAUGGCCGACCUUGACUCGCGCUUCCGCAUCAUGGGCACGGGCUCGCUGCAGAUCAACUCGAUCCAGGACACGGACGCCGGCGACUACCAGUGUCGGGCGGGCAACACCGAGGACUCGCUCGACGCGUCGGCCACGGUACAGGUGCAGGUGCCCCCCAAGUUCAUCCUCAGCCCGGAGGACAAGGUCGCGUACGAGAAGGAGGAGCUGGAGCUGUCCUGUUCGAUCCACGGCAAACCGACGCCCGUCAUCCAGUGGCUGAAGAACGGCGACCUCAUCACGCCGAGCGAGUACAUGCAAAUUGUUGGCGGGCACAACUUGAAGAUCUUCGGACUUAUCGGGUCGGACGCGGGAAUGUUCCAGUGUAUCGGCACGAACCCGGCCGGAAGUGUGCAGGCCGCAGCGCGGCUGGAAAUCAUCGAGCCAGGUGCACCGAAACGACAUAAGGGCAAAAAGUUCCACCAGACUCAAUCGAAGACCAAAUCGUACGAAAAAUCACCGCUGCUUCAGUCCGAUCCGAAGUUCUCGAAAACGCUCCUGGACAGUCUGGUGUCCACGAGGAGCAAGCAACGGUCCGGCAACGACGAACGCGACAAGCUACCCUACGACUACACCGACGACGAUGACUAUUUGGACCAUGAACGACUGCCAUUCGGUAGCCACGACGACGACGACGACGACGACGUCGAUGACGAGGAGGACAAUGAGGACGAAGACGAGGACGGUAGAAUCUACCAUCUCAAACCUGACCAGGACCCGCACAAAUUCCUCGAAUCCCUGAUCCGGACGAAGCCCCCUGAGACCGGUCAGCCUUUGCCUAAUCAAAAGUCUCCCCUCAAUGCCGGCAAUAUUUGGAUCCACACGAAACCGCCGUUCGCAGAUGGUAGCGGGAAGUACACGGCACCAUUGCCAGGACCUCCGCGUGGACUGCAGGCCCAGAUCGUGCAGUCCCGGUUCAUCACACUCAGCUGGUUGGAGCCGGCGAAGAACCCGGACGAAGUUAUCUCCUAUUCCGUGUACUAUCGUAUGCAUACCAGUGAUAGAGAGCGCAAAGUGAUGACAAACUCGCGGGACGAACAGCAAGUGAACAUCCAAUCGCUGCAACCCGGUAAAAACUACCAUUUCCGGGUGGUGGGCAACAGUAACCACGGGCCGGGCGAGUCAUCGGAACCGUUCGAAGUGCGCACACUGUCGGAGGAGAACAUUGCCGGUGCGCCGCAGAACCUUCGCGGGUACGCCGUCACCGAGAAGGACAUCCAUCUGCAGUGGGACCCACCGACGGUCACGAACGGGCUCAUCACCAAGUACCGGGUGUACUACGCCGAAACGGACAACGGGUCGGAGAUGUACCUGGACACGGCGACGACGGAGCUAAUCAUCAACGAGCUGCGUCCGUACACGAAGUACACGAUGUACGUGGUGCCGUUCAACCAGGUCGGGAUGGGCGACCCAUCGCGCGAGUUCGACGUGAAGACGUACUCAUCCACGCCGUCCGAACCGCCGGCCAAUGUGACACUCGAAACGACCAGCUCAACGUCGAUUACCAUCCGAUGGGAACCGCCGGCGGUGGAGGAUCGAAACGGACAGAUCACGGGCUACAAGAUCAAGUACCGGAAGAACAAAAAAGCCCUGCAGGUGGAAACGACACCCGCCAACGUGCGCUACUAUAUACUGAAGGACCUGGAGAAGAUGUCGGCGUAUCAGGUGAAGAUUGCCGCCAUGACGAUCAAUGGAACGGGACCGUUCACCGAGUGGCACCACAUCGAAACGUACGAGAAUGAUUUGGACGAGUCACAGGUGCCCGGGCAGCCUGCUUGGAUAAGGACCCGUCCUGGCGCGGAUAAUAUCACCGUCUCGUGGGGACCACCGGUGCAUCAGGAGAUUAAGGUGCGCAGCUACAUCCUCGGCUGGGGUAAGGGAAUCCCCGAUGAAGACACGGCGGAGAUUGAAGAGAAUAUGCGUCACUUUGAGAUAACAAGUCUCGAGCCGAAUAGUGAGUAUGUCAUCUCGUUGCGUGCCCGCAACGGAAUGGGUGACGGUGCGCCAAAGUACGAUACGGUGCGAACGCGUGAGGAUGCUCCUAUUGAAGCUCCCACGCCGCUCGAGGUUCCCGUGGGCCUGCGGGCGAUUCCAAUGAUCUCGGGUACAUCGAUCGUGGUGUACUGGACGGAUACGACGCUUAGCAAGAGCCAGCACGUGACGGAUAACCGACAUUACGUCGUACGGUAUAGUCCGAAUGGUUCGAAUCGGUUUCGGUACUACAACACAACGAUGUUGAGCUGUAUGAUUGGUGAUCUGCGCCCCAGCACACAGUAUGAGUUUGCGGUAAAGGUAGUCAAAGGCCACCGUCAGUCUGCUUGGUCCAUGUCCGUGUUAAACUCAACGGUACAGGCCUCUCCAGUAUCACCUCCGCUGGAUCUCAAGGUAACGUUUGAUCCUCGCAACCCUCUCACCGCCAUUCUACAUUGGAACUCACCGAAACACGUCAGUGGCGUUAUUGCCGGCUAUCAAGUGCUCUACACGAUCGACACGAACAAACGCGACCGCGACUGGAACAUCGAAUCAACGACCGGUGAAAAGACAUCGGCCGAAAUUCCCAACCUCGAUCCACACACGACAUACUACUUCAAGGUACAGACACGCCUUCCGAAAGGAGUCGGUCCAUUCUCGGCCAUGGUGUCGCUGAUGACGGGCGCCGAGCUAGACUCGAGCGGGAACAUCACGCUGGAGAAAUCGUUCUCCUCCGAGCUGAUCUACGUAAUCGCCGGGUUCGGCCUGCUGACGUUGAUCGUGCUAAUCGGGGUGGUCGCCUUAAAGUGUCGCCGGAAGCCCGAGGGUACGCCGGAGCACGCGAAGAAAAGUUACCAGAAAAAUAAUGCCGGCAUUAUAAAACCACCAGACCUUUGGAUCCAUCACGACCAGAUGGAACUGAAGAACAUGGACAAGAGCAACCACAGUACGACUCCCGGCUCGGUGGACGGAGGUGCCUCGAGCAGUGGGACGAUGACACUGCCUCGGUCGGUGGGCGGCCACGAUAACGACAGUGAAACACCCAUCACGCACGUCACCAAUUCUCUGGAUAAACGUAGCUACGUGCCGGGAUGGGUAGGAAUAGGUGGGACGACAACACCGUUAAGUUCAACGAUGGAGCGACCACAGUAUCCCCGCACUCAGUACAGCAUGGCCGCCAGACCUCAUAUAGCGAUGGAUCAGCAGACACUUUCGCAGCAGAACCUUCUCCAGCAAGCACCACAACUACCGCCCGCUAAUCCACUCGCUCAGACCCCUGAGAAUCCGUACACUUAUGAUAGCAGUUAUAGUCCCAACGUUACCUACGCACAAGGUAUGGCAGUGGACGCUCCAAAACGCGGGCAAGGACACCCGCUGAAGAGCUUCAGCGUACCUGCUCCGCCCGCAUCGACCCCGAUCAUCAAUGGCCAGGGCAAGCAUGGCACUCCCACGCCGGCCGUCACGAUACGCCCGCAGAACUCAUCGCCGUACAAGAAACCCUCGCUCUCGUCCGGUUCGCUCACGAACCGACUGCAGACCGGUCCCGUGGUGGCCCACUCGAACGAUGAAAUCCAGCGGCUAGCACCGUCCACCUCGACCGAAGAGCUGAACCAGGAGAUGGCCAACCUGGAGGGACUGAUGAAAGACUUGAGUGCAAUAACGGCGAACGAGUUCGAGUGCUGAAGGGUCCGCGCUCCAGAGCAUCGUACUAACUCUGCUUUCUGCCACCUUCGAGCGACGACCGGAGGCAACGAUGAAGAUUGAUGACGAGGGUGGUUUAACAUGCGUGAUGAAAACUGUUUAGUCAUUAUUAAUUUUAAUUUCGCAAACGAAUGAACGGUACGGAACGAAUGAGCGAGUGAGUGAGAGUUGAUUGAAUGAUUAAUUAGAGGAGCAAGAUUCCUAGGCGCGUGUGUGAAUCUGCGCGGAUGUACGCGCGCGUGACAAAAUGCACCAAUAUGGGCACAUAUUCGAUAAAUAGUAUGCAUCUACUCUAAAACCUUCUGCGGAGAUCGUCGGAAGAAUACACUGCCUGUUGUGCCAUCGACACGGCAGGAGAAACAUUAAUUUAUUGAACUACGAAUAGAUCAUAAACACACUCAUAAGCAGUACUACGACGAUAGAUUCGCUAAGCAAACGAAACACAUAAAAAUAGCUUUCCAUCGCUAGCAUGCGGCGAGGAUGGAAAGUUAUUGAGAUUAGAGAAAAUAUUGCGCAUAAAGUGAUGCGCCGCGGUGGAAAGGACACGCAAUUUAUAGGCAAGUCUGUAGACUGUAGGUUAGGCGUGCGGUUGUUCCAAUUGUCAUAUAGCUGUGGAAAAUUCUUAACGUAAAAAUUUUGUUCCCAUUUGCCAGCAAGCAAACCUACAAACAAUCCUCCCUUUAAAGGGAAAAACGCUCUCUCCAUCUUUUUCUUAAUCUUAAAGACUCCAUGAUAUGUGGUACUAUGUAAAUAUCAUAGUAGGCUUAGCAAAAACAAAAAACAAGCAAACUAUACAACCAUUUGUAAAAGUGGUGUGUGGUCGAGUUUUGACCUAAUGAAAUUUAAUCACGUUUCAGUUUCGAUCAGCCAGAGGACUAGUUCCCUCCACAAUGCAACCAAACGGAACGGACGGGUUGAUGAAAUACGAUAACGUGGUGUAUCAGCCCCAGCGGUACGAAAACCAAAAUCUUAGGCCCAGUGAUUAGUUAUUGCACGCAGCAAGUACGUCGUAGCGUAGAUUAAGUAGAAAAACAAACCUACAGGCAUUUAUUUAUAAUUAUUUAAACAAAUAUAGACUCACAUUCAUCUGCUAUACCAACGUUUAACCUAUCAAAUGAACAAACAAACAAACAGGGAUCAAUGUAACACGCCACACCAUGCCACCUACUGCCAUAUUAAAGUCGUAUUAAGGGAGCUGGUUUAGGUUCAGAUUAUUUUUAAUUGUUUGCAGUACUCGUAUCCGCAAAAUGCAUCCGUCUGAAAACAA
This is a messenger RNA of Anopheles coustani, 6044 nucleotides long. It is a transcript of the gene fra, whose product is annotated as neogenin. Lineage: Eukaryota; Metazoa; Arthropoda; Insecta; Diptera; Culicidae. The record is from RefSeq and is a predicted model, not a curated record. The coding region runs from base 215 to 4759 and encodes 1514 amino acids. Gene Ontology annotation, biological process: cell-cell adhesion. The transcript has 10 exons. Gene Ontology annotation, molecular function: protein binding. Gene Ontology annotation, cellular component: membrane.